Messenger RNA from Lolium rigidum, 1165 nucleotides. RefSeq names its product probable E3 ubiquitin-protein ligase BAH1-like 1. The transcript is spliced from 6 exons. The record is from RefSeq and is a predicted model, not a curated record. NCBI's taxonomy places the organism in Eukaryota, Viridiplantae, Streptophyta, Magnoliopsida, Poales, Poaceae. The coding region runs from base 1 to 1023 and encodes 340 amino acids.
AUGAAGUUUGGUUCAAUUUAUGAGGAGUACCUAAGGGUGGAGCAGGACAAGUAUCUAGCAAAGUGCUCACAUGUAGAGUACAAACUCCUCAAGAAAGUAUUAAAGCGAUGUCGAGUUGACCGCUCACUGCAAGAAGAUGUUACCAAUGGUGACCAACUACUGGACGGGAGCGACGUAUCUUCAGACAUUUGCGAAUGCAAUUCGUGCACAUUGUGUGAUCAAAUGUUCUUUACAGAACUCAGCAAGGAGGCUUCAGACAUAGCUGGCUGUUUCAGCUCUAGAGUACAACGUCUUCUACAUCUUCAUGUUCCUUCAGGGCUACAAAGGUAUAUAUGGCGUGUACGGCAGUGCUUCAUAGAUGAUCAACAAAUCAUGGUUCAAGAAGGCCGAAUGCUAAUAAAUUAUGUGACCAUGAAUGCUAUUGCUAUCCGCAAAAUUCUCAAGAAAUAUGACAAGAUACAUGGUUCUGUGAGUGGUAGAGAUUUCAAGAGCAAGAUGCAAACAGAGCAUAUUGAACUGUUGCAGUCACCUUGGCUUAUUGAGCUGGGUGCUUUCCAUCUGAACUGUGAUAGUUUGGAUGUUGAUGAACCUGUAGGGUUCUUCAAGAAUGGAUUCUUCAAGAAUUUUUCCUGUGACUUGGCAGGAACACAACCAGUAAUGACUAUGGCCAUCUCUGAAACCAUUAAGUAUGAGUACAACCUAACUUGUCCAAUUUGCUUGGACACAUUGUUCAACCCGUAUGCACUCAGCUGCGGUCACCUCUUCUGCAAAGGCUGUGCAUGUGGUGCUGCAUCUGUGUACAUCUUCCAGGGCGUUAAGACUGCACCUCCGGAGGCUAAGUGCCCUGUAUGCCGAGCGGUUGGUAUCUUUGCCCAUGCUGUGCAUAUGAACGAACUUGACCUACUCAUCAAAACAAGGUGCAAGGAUUACUGGAGGUGCAGGAUGCGUGAAGAGCGCACGGAGAUGGUGAAGCAGUCCAAAGAAUACUGGGAGUCCCAAGCGAUGUUGUCGAUGGGUAUCUGAAUAUUGGGCAUGCAACCGCAGCCAGUUCAUUUGCUGAAAUUGGUGAUUACCAAUAAAUUAUCCAGCCGUUGAAUCAGAGGCGUGAAGAGUCCUCUAAGAAAAUUUGAAAUUUGAUUCAUUGACUGCUACUCAGCACCACCGA